UGAAUGCGCACCCUCUUCAUCUCUCACCUCGGUUUGACCCCUAGGUCAGCGACAUUCCCGAUGGAGGUCGGCGUGAGAGCUGCUCUGGGACUCUCCCUAACCAGUAUGUCUGGCCUCAGCCUCGUCUCCCCUGCCUGGUUCCAGACCCCUUCCUCUUCCUAUGGUGUCUUUACCUACUGCUCCUGGCCACAGGGUGACCGUUGGAACCAGAGCUGUGUGACCUUUGGGUCCCUGAAGGACAUGCCCAGCUUGCCCUGGAAGGUCUCAGCUGCAAUGCUCCUGGGAGGCUGGCUUUUGCUGUCCAUCAGCGCUCUUCUCCCCUGGCCUUAUGCCACAGUAAACUCGGCCUCCAUGCUUGUAGGUCUGCUGGUUUUUCCAGCCACUCUGGCUUCCCCGUUCGCCAAAGAAGUCUGUGAAGGCUCCUCCAUGUAUCACAGUGGAGCAUGCCGGCUGAGCUGGGGCUAUGCCACUGCCAUCCUCAACGCAGUCCUGACCAGCCUGCUUGCCAUCAGGUGGCAAGUGACCACGGUCCAGAGGACAGCCGUCCCCUUCUCCAAUGACACUCAGAGAGUCAUCCUUCUGCCAGAAUAA
Molecule: messenger RNA, 591 nt
Organism: Grammomys surdaster
Lineage: Eukaryota; Metazoa; Chordata; Mammalia; Rodentia; Muridae
Gene: Lhfpl7
Product: transmembrane protein 211
Exons: 3
Coding region: 4-591 (195 amino acids)
Cellular component (GO): membrane
Source: RefSeq, a predicted model, not a curated record